CGUUUCUCGGUUCGCUAGGUGGCGUAACGCGCCUGCGGACUGGGCCCAGGGUGUCCUCUAUGACUUACCCAGAAGGCAACGCUCUAUUUUCUGGUCAAAAUGGCUGGCAAGCAGGCGGUUUCAGCAUCAGGCAAGUGGCUGGAUGGUAUUCGAAAAUGGUAUUACAAUGCUGCAGGAUUCAAUAAACUGGGGUUAAUGCGAGAUGAUACAAUAUAUGAGGAUGAAGACGUAAAAGAAGCCAUAAGAAGGCUUCCUGAGAACCUUUAUAAUGACAGGAUGUUUCGAAUUAAGAGGGCACUGGACCUGAGCCUGAAGCAUCAGAUCUUGCCUAAAGAGCAGUGGACCAAAUAUGAAGAGGAAAAUUUCUACCUUGAACCGUAUCUGAAAGAGGUUAUUCGGGAAAGAAAAGAAAGAGAAGAGUGGGCAAAGAAGUAAUCAUGUAGUUGAAGUCUGUGAAUGCAGCUGUUAUGAAGAUGGUUAUACUUGAAACAAACAAUUUUAAGAUUUAUUUGGUCUGCAGAUGUUUUACUUUAAAUAAAUGUCUAUUGUAAUGGCUGGAGUUUUUGAAUUCCAAACCUUACACUGAAUAACUACUGAAUCCAUUUACUGUUAAAUUUUUUUCCAAACUUUCAAGAUAUUUUUAGUUGUGUUUAACUGCUACCUGGAGCUCAGAGGCCACUUUAUCAGUUUUCCUCACUGGUUGGAUAGCCUAUCAGUUUAUGGAAGGAUAUAACUUCCGUAAGUUAUACCCUUGUGGAAGCUACUGAAUAAAAGAAGGGGGAGUGCACCCCCUAGUUUGCCAGGAUUGAGAAAUAGCCUCUUCACUGCUAUCCAAAUAGAUUUGAUUUUGCAUCCUAUCAUUUAAAAAUAAAUUAUGUAUUCACCCCAACAUAGGCAUACUUAAGUAAUAUAUAUACUGCUGUGCUAACGUGUACUAGAAAACAAAAAGUAGACAUUAGAAAAAUGGAAGUAUAAAUACAAA
Messenger RNA from Piliocolobus tephrosceles (Ugandan red Colobus), 982 nucleotides. It is a transcript of the gene UQCRB, whose product is annotated as ubiquinol-cytochrome c reductase binding protein. The transcript is spliced from 4 exons. Bases 100 to 435 code for a protein of 111 amino acids. Gene Ontology annotation, biological process: mitochondrial electron transport, ubiquinol to cytochrome c. NCBI's taxonomy places the organism in Eukaryota, Metazoa, Chordata, Mammalia, Primates, Cercopithecidae. Gene Ontology annotation, cellular component: respiratory chain complex III. The record is from RefSeq and is a predicted model, not a curated record.